Molecule: messenger RNA, 1499 nt
Organism: Pezoporus occidentalis (night parrot)
Lineage: Eukaryota; Metazoa; Chordata; Aves; Psittaciformes; Psittacidae
Gene: ACTC1
Product: actin alpha cardiac muscle 1
Exons: 7
Coding region: 181-1314 (377 amino acids)
Biological process (GO): actin-myosin filament sliding; actin filament organization; heart contraction
Cellular component (GO): actin filament; sarcomere
Molecular function (GO): myosin binding
Source: RefSeq, a predicted model, not a curated record
CGCUCAGUGGCGCGGAGCCGACCAAAUAAGGAGAAGGUGGCUGCCCCGUCCCUCGGCGGACAGGCCGGCGCGGCCCCUCGGCCCGUAUAAAUUGGGGCGCCUCCGCAGUGCCGGUACCCAGGCUCUCCUCCGCAGUCCCCCCGCCGCCGGUGCUGGUCUGAUCCGUGCCUCCCUCCGAAGAUGUGUGACGACGAGGAAACCACUGCACUGGUGUGCGACAACGGCUCGGGGCUGGUCAAGGCGGGCUUUGCUGGGGAUGAUGCCCCUAGGGCCGUAUUCCCAUCCAUCGUCGGCCGUCCCAGGCAUCAGGGUGUUAUGGUUGGUAUGGGUCAAAAAGAUUCCUAUGUGGGUGAUGAAGCUCAGAGCAAAAGAGGUAUCCUCACUUUGAAAUACCCCAUUGAACAUGGCAUCAUCACCAACUGGGAUGACAUGGAAAAGAUCUGGCACCACACCUUCUACAAUGAACUCCGUGUGGCCCCUGAGGAACACCCUACCUUGCUCACAGAGGCCCCCUUGAACCCUAAAGCUAAUCGUGAAAAGAUGACCCAGAUAAUGUUUGAGACCUUCAACGUACCUGCUAUGUACGUGGCGAUCCAGGCUGUUCUGUCCCUGUAUGCCUCUGGUCGUACAACAGGUAUUGUUCUUGACUCUGGCGAUGGCGUCACCCACAAUGUACCUAUUUAUGAAGGUUACGCUUUGCCUCAUGCUAUCAUGCGUCUGGAUCUGGCUGGCAGGGAUCUGACUGACUACCUCAUGAAGAUCCUCACAGAGCGUGGCUACUCCUUUGUGACAACAGCUGAACGUGAGAUUGUUCGUGAUAUCAAGGAGAAGUUGUGCUAUGUUGCUCUGGACUUUGAGAAUGAAAUGGCCACUGCUGCCUCUUCCUCCUCUCUGGAAAAGAGCUAUGAAUUGCCUGAUGGGCAAGUGAUCACAAUUGGUAACGAACGUUUCCGCUGCCCUGAAACCUUAUUCCAGCCUUCCUUUAUUGGUAUGGAAUCUGCUGGUAUUCAUGAAACUACCUACAACAGUAUCAUGAAGUGUGAUAUUGAUAUUCGUAAGGACUUGUAUGCCAACAACGUCCUCUCAGGUGGUACGACGAUGUACCCUGGUAUUGCUGAUCGCAUGCAGAAAGAAAUCACUGCACUUGCUCCUAGCACUAUGAAGAUCAAGAUCAUUGCCCCACCUGAGCGCAAGUACUCUGUCUGGAUUGGUGGCUCCAUUCUUGCAUCUCUGUCCACCUUCCAGCAAAUGUGGAUCAGUAAACAGGAGUAUGAUGAAGCUGGUCCAUCCAUUGUCCACCGCAAGUGCUUCUAAGCACUUUUCCCCUCAAUUUACUUCCCACUCAGGAUGAUGAUGAUAUGCUUCUUGAAGUCUUCUGUCAACCCUUCCUGAACUCUUCAGUCAUUGUACAGUUUGUUUACACACCCGUGCAAUUUAUUUGUGAUUCUAAUAUUUAUUGCUUUAUAAAUAAACAAGAUCUGAGACUUGCAACCUACAAA